AGUCCGAGUCAUCGCACCGUGUGGAUGAUUCUGAAACUUGGUUUGAUUUCGUCGUUAUCGCAUCAAAUCUGGUCUCCAGUAGUCUAAGAAAGACAGUCAUUCCGUCUACUAGAUCAAAUCCUAGGAUCGGAUAUAUAUUUACUGGGUUUUUCACGAAACCUGAACAGCCAUUUCAUCUCGGUCUUCAACCUAGUCAACUUCGGUCAUCGCAAUAUGAUAACCCCACGGUUUUACUGUACCCAAACACUUGAAGCAGUGGCAGUAUCAAUUUACUGCCCAUCGGUGAGAGCCUCUGAUGUGGAGAUCAAUGUUGAUGAGACUUUGUUGACCGUUCACAUCAACCCUUAUUUUCUUCGUAUAAAUUUUCCUCAUUCAGUCCUCGACGACGACCAAUCCUCUGCAACCUAUGAUCCAAGCAGUGGAUAUUUAACGGUCACACUGACUAAAGAGACGAAGGGACAAGAAUUUCCUGACUUGGAUUUACUAGCAAAGCUACUGGCUCCUCGUCAUGUCGAAGUUCCAAAACAACCGGCUAUAGAAGUUAUCGGGUCUGAGACUUCACCACAAAGCGAGCUGGAAGAACUUGUGGAUUUAACUGAUGCAAUCUCGCUUGAACAACGGGAAAUAUUGGAAGCUGCUGAAAACGACUGGCAGUUUCCCCAGACUAUUGCAGAAUCCUCUUCUCCAUUACAACUAUCCACGAAGAGAUAUUAUGGGUUCUUGGAUAUGUACACAGGAUACUUCACCCACGUUGCUCACACAGAAAAUGAUGUCAAUGAACUUGGGAGUGAUGCUGAAAGUUGCUUACCAGAAGAACGACGAGCGAAAAGAUUGCAACAUGAAGAAGUGAAAUGGGAUGAGGAGCAUUAUAUGGCGGACUAUGUGGAUGAUGAGUGCAUUCAAGAACUUCUUGCCUGGGAAGACCCCGAGCUUAGAAAUGCUGAAUGUAUAUUCACCGAGAGCGAGAAUAUGACGAUGCUCCAUUUACCGCGCAAAGAAUACCUACCUACAAAAUCACAGCAGCGAAACUUGUAUCUGACACUGUUAACCUUGUUAUUCGCAUAUGCCUAUGACAGGCGCACGACACAGCACGACCCCACCCCUGAAAGCGCCUGGACCAUAUGCUCACUCAUACCUGCGUUUUCAGCGCUGGAUCCCCCUUCAUACGUAUCUUUAGAAAGCGUUCCUCUGUCUAUCCCCACGUCGGGGUUCACCGAUCAUGACCUCGCUUCAGCUUUGAUGCCGUCUUAUCGGCGUUCUCUUGCGUUCCCUCUCUAUCGCUCUUUCGCAAUGGCCGAUGCUUGUCGGAAUGACGUAGCAGCCAUUUUGGCGAAGGGCAAAAGGAUGGUCACGCGUUACUUAUUGGAGAUGAAACAUGUUUUGGACCAUCAUGAAGUAUAUUACGUGUAUAACAAAAUCUGGAUCGAUGACUUCUGUGUUUGGAUCCAAGCAUCUGCGAGCGAUGAGGUGUUGUUCGACAUCGCACAGCAAUUGAAAGCUCUGGCCAUUACAAAAUCGAUGAUUGGCUGGAACAUCGAGAAGUUAGAAGCUGCAACCCUUCUGGACACUACUAGUGGCGACAGUGACAACGAGUCCUCUGAAUGACCUUAUGAGGAGUCGUCUCGUGUUCAAGUUGACACACUACCUCCAGCUUGGUAACAGCAUGAACAUGUUUUGCUGGCGGGUGAAACAUGAACCAAAUUGGUACGACUUUCAGACCCACGAUGAUCGCCAAUUUAAAACACGUUGUGUCCGUCGAUUGUAUAACCUUGUAAAAUGCAAAUAACUUUCUUGCGACGGGAUCGAUGAAACUCCCAAGGGGCUCGGUUCGUACAUGCUUAUCGCAGUAAUCAACGGGCAAGGCUAUUAGGGUGAUUCUACUACCCGAACGCGCGAAUUAAGUACAAUUCCGUGUAAACCUCCUAGGGAAGUAUAUAUAUAUACUCAGUCGCUGG
Messenger RNA from Suillus subaureus, 1955 nucleotides. RefSeq names its product SHQ1 protein-domain-containing protein. The transcript is spliced from 7 exons. The record is from RefSeq and is a predicted model, not a curated record. Gene Ontology annotation, biological process: box H/ACA snoRNP assembly. Gene Ontology annotation, cellular component: cytoplasm; nucleoplasm. Lineage: Eukaryota; Fungi; Basidiomycota; Agaricomycetes; Boletales; Suillaceae. Bases 214 to 1605 code for a protein of 463 amino acids.